Messenger RNA from Canariomyces notabilis, 817 nucleotides. RefSeq lists its product as uncharacterized. The record is from RefSeq and is a predicted model, not a curated record. Lineage: Eukaryota; Fungi; Ascomycota; Sordariomycetes; Sordariales; Chaetomiaceae. The coding region runs from base 197 to 655 and encodes 152 amino acids. The transcript has a single exon.
CUCUCUGGGCUGACCGCGCUGCGCCUUGAAUGACUGGCAUCUCGGAUCCGCCAGCCAAAUUUCACAUCUGCCACAGUGCCGGGCCCAAUACAGCAGAAUGCGCCUGUCAGCUCGCAGCUCCCGCUUGGUUGGGGCUACGUUAGCGGAGUUCGACAAGACUGUUUCUAGCUAGCAGCAAUGCGGCCCCAGAUUGGACAUGCAACCAGCCAUGCAGAUCUCAUCUAGUUUCUGUACCUGUGUAGCCGCCUGCUCGUUGCCUGUCCGUUUUGGGGAUUUGGUCUGCUCGAUUUGGGCAGCCAAAAUCUGCAGGCGACUGGAUGACGCAGCUCUCACCAACGUCAGCCGCUCUGCCGGUGAGCCUCGCGGCGCCGGACGAGCUUUUCUGUCGCCAUUCGAAACCCGAACUUGGCGUGCGUCUAGUAGCUCAUCCGCCGGGACCCGGAUGUGUUCACGUUGGGCACCGCCAAAACCGAGAUGCACUAGGGAUGCACUGUGUCUCCGGCAGGGGUGGGAAAGCCACGCCGCGGUGCCAGGUCAGACCAAGCGUGGGGAUCGCGAGCAGAUGGGGUUACAUUGCUUGCAUUGGGUCUGCUACGGCCUAGCUACGGUUUCCGGAGGAAGCAUCACCCACCUCGGUCCUGUCGGUGACCGCUGACGUACAACACCCUGCGCUGCUGUUCUAGUUGCGCCAAGCAGGUAAUCCGGGGUCCAACAGACAGGGCCUGUUCAUCGACGUGACUACUUGCUACCUCAUCGUCAACUCGUCGGGAUAGGGACUACAGCUGUUGUGAUUACCGACUUGUUGGCUCAGGAUUCU